GCACAUGUAAACAAGCAUGGACUUCUCUGCGAAGUGGACGGAUGUGGCCAAAAGUCCAAGUUUGAAGAAUCUGACGGACGGAGGCUUCGGCGUGUUGAAGGAAAGUCAACAGAGCUCUAUUCAGGAUUUAGUCAGAGCUCACAUUGACUCUUUCGACCAGGCCGUCACUGUCGGACUCAGCCGCGUCGUGCAGGCCAUCCCGCCUUUGGAGUUCACGCUGAAAAAUGACAGGAUCGGCCUGUCGUUUGUGGAGGCCGCCAUCUACCAGCCGGUGGUUUCCAAAGGGAGUGUCUGCAGAGAGAUGAGAGUGUUCCCAGCAGAGUGUCGGGGAAGAAGAUGCUCGUACAAAGGAAAAAUAGUGGCGGACGUCAGCUGGUCCAUCAACGGCAUUCCCAAAGGCAUCAUCAAGCAGUCUUUGGGUCAAGUGCCCAUCAUGGUGAAGUCCAAGUUGUGUAACCUACAUGGCAUGUCACCCAAACAGCUGGUAGAACACCAUGAGGAGGCAGAGGAAAUGGGAGGCUACUUCAUUGUGAAUGGAAUCGAGAAGGUCAUCCGCAUGCUGGUUAUGCCCAGGAGGAACUAUCCUAUCGCCAUGUCGCGGCCCAAGUGGAAGAGCAGAGGGCAGGGAUACACCCAGUAUGGUAUUUCCAUGCGCUGCGUCAAGGAAGAGCACACGGCCAUCAACAUGAACCUGCACUAUCUGGAGAACGGCACGGUAAUGGUCAACUUCAUCUACCAGAAGGAGCUCUUCUUCCUGCCACUUGGCUUUGCACUGAAGGCGCUGGUGGAUUUCACAGACUUUCAGAUCUUCCAGGAGCUGAUUAAAGGCCGCGAGGACAACUCCUUCUACAAGAGCUGCGUCUCUGAGAUGCUGCGGAUGGUCUCGGACAAGGGCUGCACCACACACAGCAAGGUGCUGGCCUACCUGGGUGAACGCUUUCGUGUCAAGAUGAACCUCCCUGAGUGGUACACCAACGAGGAGUGUGCCAACUUCCUGCUGCACGAGUGUAUCUGCAUCCACCUGAGGUCCGGCCUGGAGAAGUUCUACAUGCUGUGUCUGAUGACCAGGAAGCUCUUCACCUUCGCCAAGCAGGAGUGCAUGGAGGAGAAUCCCGACAGCAUCAUGUGUCAGGAAGUGCUCACUCCUGGUCAGCUCUACCUCAUGUUUCUCAAAGAGAGGAUGCUUGCCUGGCUGGUGUCGGUCAAGCUGUCCUUCGACAAGCGAGGAAGUCGGAUGAAUGGCGGCUGGAGCGCUGAUAACAUAAUGAAAAUCUUCAACAUGGGCACUGACCUCACCAAACCUUUUGAAUACCUGCUGGCCACAGGGAACCUCAGCUCCAAGACAGGUCUGGGCAUGCUGCAGAACACGGGUCUUUGCGUGGUCGCCGACAAGCUCAACUUCAUCCGCUACCUCUCGCACUUCCGCUGCGUGCACAGAGGCGCCGUCUUCGCCAAGAUGAGGACCACCUCUGUUAGGAAGCUGCUGCCUGAGUCCUGGGGCUUCCUGUGUCCUGUCCACACCCCCGACGGGGAGCCGUGCGGCCUCAUGAACCACAUGACUGCCAGCUGUGAGAUUGUGACACCGUCGCUGUCCACCUUGACGCUGCCCGCCCUGCUGUGUUCCCUUGGUGUCACUCCGGUGGAUGGUAGUCCCGGUCAAGCCUAUUCUGACUGCUACCCUGUAGUUCUGGAUGGUGCCGUGGUAGGCUGGGUGGAGGCAGAGUUAGCCCCCGGCGUGGUUGAUUCACUGCGCACAUUCAAGGUGCUGCGAGAGAAGAAGAUCCCUCCCUGGACUGAGAUUGUUUUGGUUCCCAAAACCAAGAAAGCCAGCUUGUACCCGGGCCUCUUCCUCUUCACCACGCCUUGCCGCAUGGUGCGACCUGUCCACAACUUGACCCUGGGACAACAAGAGCUGAUUGGAACCUUUGAACAGCUCUACAUCAACGUGGGCGUCAUGGAGGAUGAGGUGGAGGCGGGCGUGACCACCCACCAGGAGCUCUUCCCUCACAGCAUGCUGAGCGUGGUGGCCAACUUCAUCCCCUACUCGGACCACAACCAGAGUCCCAGGAACAUGUACCAGUGUCAGAUGGGUAAACAGACCAUGGGCUUCCCGCUGCAUGCCUUCUUAGACCGCUCAGAUAACAAGUUGUACCGACUGCAGACCCCACAGAGCCCCCUGGUGAGGCCUCACAUGUAUGAUCACUACAACCUGGACAACUACCCCAGCGGCACAAACGCCAUCGUGGCCGUCAUAUCCUACACGGGCUACGACAUGGAGGACGCCAUGAUCGUGAACAAGGCGUCGUGGGAGCGGGGCUUCGCUCACGGCUGCAUCUACAAGACAGAGUUGGUGGACCUGGCCGACAAGGCACGAGGCCAGGACGGUGUGGUUUUCGGGGCCAAGCCGGGCGACCCGAAGGUGGAAGACAGACUGGAAGCGGACGGACUUCCUGCCAUUGGAUCAACAUUGCGAUACGGCGACCCCUUCUACAGCUACAUCAACCUCAACACCGGCCAGACCUUCGUCACCUACUACAAGAGCCAGGAGGCGUGCGUCGUGGACAACAUCAAGGUCUGCAGCAACGACGCCGGCUCGGGCCCCUUCAAGCGUGUCUGCAUCACGAUGCGAGUGCCAAGAAACCCAGCCAUCGGGGACAAGUUUGCCAGCCGCCACGGCCAGAAGGGCAUCCUGAGCCGCUUGUGGCCCCCCGAGGACAUGCCCUUCACCGAGAGCGGGAUGAGUCCAGACAUCCUCUUCAACCCCCACGGCUUCCCCUCACGUAUGACCAUCGGGAUGCUUAUCGAAAGCAUGGCAGGCAAGUCGGGCGCCCUACACGGCCUGAGUCAUGACGCCACGCCCUUCACCUUCUCAGAGAAGAACUCUGCCUUGGAGUACUUUGGCCAAAUGCUGCGGGCAGGUGGCUACAACUACUACGGCACUGAGCGCCUCUACAGCGGUAUGAGCGGUCUGGAGCUGGAGGCGGACAUCUUCAUAGGCGUGGUCUACUACCAACGGCUGCGUCACAUGGUCUCAGACAAGUUCCAGGUGAGAACCACGGGGGCGCGCGAUAAGGUGACCAACCAGCCGGUCGGGGGGAGGAACAUCCAGGGGGGCAUCCGUUUCGGGGAGAUGGAGAGAGAUGCCCUGCUGGCUCACGGAUCCUCCUUCCUGCUCCACGACCGCCUCUUCAACUGCUCCGACCGCUCUGUGGCACAGGUGUGCGUUGACUGCGGCAGCUUGAUGUCGCCCUUGCUAGAGAAGCCGCCGCCCUACUGGUCCUCCACGCGACACCGCAAGACCGUAUGUACACUGUGCGGCAAAAGUGACUCCAUUGACUCGGUGUCUGUGCCGUACGUCUUCCGCUACUUUGUGGCCGAGCUCGCCGCCAUGAACAUCAAAGUCAAACUGGAUGUGAAGUGAAGGCUGCUUAGGAGAAGGAUCUCAGGAUUUUUUUUUUUUUUUUUUGGAAAGACAAAACUGAAACAUCGCCCUUAUGGGGCUGGUUGGUUAUAUCGCCACGGCUACCUGCUAGUAAUGGAAUGUCUAAUGGAAUUAUUCUCACAAUUUAGUACAAUUAAUAAAAGGACUCUAAAAUCCAGUUCUAAUCCCGGACAAGUGAAUGCGAUAAUAAA
Dunckerocampus dactyliophorus (ringed pipefish) is the source of this 3633-nucleotide messenger RNA. It is a transcript of the gene polr1b, whose product is annotated as RNA polymerase I subunit B. Lineage: Eukaryota; Metazoa; Chordata; Actinopteri; Syngnathiformes; Syngnathidae. Gene Ontology annotation, molecular function: ribonucleoside binding; DNA binding; DNA-directed RNA polymerase activity. The transcript has 15 exons. The record is from RefSeq and is a predicted model, not a curated record. Gene Ontology annotation, cellular component: RNA polymerase I complex; nucleus. Gene Ontology annotation, biological process: DNA-templated transcription. Bases 17 to 3421 code for a protein of 1134 amino acids.